UUUCGGCAAAGCGCUCAUCGACACCUGCUACUCACAUCGGAGAUGUUCGGUUAUGCUCAACAUCCAACAACAGUAGGUGACCCUGCCCCUACGCGUACUCUUCCCAUCUCUUCCGAUUUCCUCCUCAAAUCCAAUCACAAACAAAUCCACGGCACAAAUCGGCGACCUCGAUGAUACCGCGGUCCAAACUCGGCAUGUCACAAGAAACAAAACACUUUUUUCGAGUCAGAGCAACGUUCAUGUGUGUGUGUCUCUCUCGGGCCAGAGGGACAAGCCUCGGUUGUGGCAGACUCGCAGCGGUGCCUUUCCCCAGAUCGGCGUUUUGCGGAGAAGAAGAGGCGCGCACAUGCAAAUGUCAAAGCCGCUGCCCCGCGACGUCAUGCUCGCAAAUAAUUGUCACGGCGAGGGCGUGUUUGCCAAUGCGAUUGAGAGAGUUAUGUGUGCUUGAGCCAGAAGAGAAACGAGCAGCUGGACAGAUCAAGUAAAGUAUCAUCUAUGAAUCGAGAAAGAGGGAGAGGAACCAAGCUGUUCGGCAUUCUUUGGAACGAGAAGUUUAAACAUGGCAGUUUGAGCCUCUAGAAGCUGUUGCUCUGUCCAAUACCGAGGUGAU
This is a messenger RNA of Aureobasidium pullulans EXF-150, 610 nucleotides long. RefSeq lists its product as uncharacterized. Bases 171 to 485 code for a protein of 104 amino acids. The record is from RefSeq and is a predicted model, not a curated record. The transcript has a single exon. NCBI's taxonomy places the organism in Eukaryota, Fungi, Ascomycota, Dothideomycetes, Dothideales, Saccotheciaceae.